This is a messenger RNA of Camelina sativa (false flax), 1313 nucleotides long. RefSeq names its product autophagy protein 5. The record is from RefSeq and is a predicted model, not a curated record. Gene Ontology annotation, biological process: autophagy of mitochondrion; protein lipidation involved in autophagosome assembly; piecemeal microautophagy of the nucleus. Gene Ontology annotation, molecular function: Atg8-family ligase activity. Lineage: Eukaryota; Viridiplantae; Streptophyta; Magnoliopsida; Brassicales; Brassicaceae. Gene Ontology annotation, cellular component: phagophore; mitochondria-associated endoplasmic reticulum membrane contact site; phagophore assembly site membrane.
AAGAGGACGUCACAAGAAAACAGCGUCGUUUUGAUUCUUCAAACUUGAAAGCGUGGAGGGGUGCUGUGACGGGGAAGACGGAGGAAGGAAGAGAAGAGAAAUGGCGAAUGAAGCGGUCAAGUAUGUAUGGGAAGGAGCAAUUCCUCUGCAGAUUCAUCUCCACAAAUCCGACGUUGCUUCUCACCCUUCUCCUCCUCCUGCUCUUGUGUUAGCACCAAGAAUAGGAUAUUUGCCUCUGUUGAUUCCUCAUAUAAAGCCUUAUUUCAAGGAUUCACUUCCUCCUGGUGAAGAUUCAAUCUGGUUCGAUUACAAAGGAGUUCCUUUGAAAUGGUAUAUACCAACAGGCGUUCUAUUCGAUCUCCUAUGCGCAGAACCAGAACGACCUUGGAAUCUCACGGUACACUUUAGAGGAUAUCCUAGCAACAUACUGAUACCCUGUGAAGGAGAAGAUUCUGUAAAAUGGAACUUUGUUAAUUCUUUAAAAGAGGCACAGUAUAUCAUCAAUGGAAAUUGCAAGAAUGUUAUGAAUAUGUCUCAGAGUGAUCAAGAGGAUCUAUGGACCUCUGUCAUGAAUGGUGAUCUUGAUGCCUACACAAAAUUAUCACCCAAGCUUAAAAUGGCAACUAUCGAAGAUGAGUUUUCAAGAAAAGCAAGCUUGUCAUCUCCACAAUCUCGACAAGGUGCGACUGAGAUGGAUGUUGCUGGACAAAUUAAGACAGCAAGAGUUCCUGUUCGGUUGUAUGUUCGGAGUAUAAAUCAAGAUUUCGAGAAUAUUGAAGAUGUACCUGGGAUCGAUACAUGGGAUGACAUUUCCUACCUAAAUCGCCCUGUUGAAUUCCUCAGAGAAGAAGGGAAAUGCUUUACCUUACGCAAUGCCAUUGAAAGUCUCCUCCCAGAGUUCAUUGGAGACAGAGCUCAAACGAGUGGAGAAGAAAGAAGCAGGGAUGAUGAUAAUACAGAAGAAGCAGAUGGGUUGCUGCGGGAGAUGGGUGAAAUCAAACUGGCAAGGAUCCAAGGGAUAGAAAUGAAACUAGAGAUACCGUUUUCGUGGGUGGUAAAUAACUUGAUGAACCCAGAAUUCUAUCUCCAUAUCUCUGUUCUUGUGAAAGCUCCCCAAAGGUGAAAAGUAAGGAGAUUCUCUGCAGUUACAAUCCAUCUGUGAAUUGAUCAAAUUGUUAUCUCGUUCGGUCUUGCAAAAGCCAAAAGAAUCGAUGAUUUGUUUAUAUACAGCUACUUCCUGAUGGAACCAGAACUCAGAAUACAGAAAGAAAAGAAAAAAAAAAAGGUAGAAAGAUUAGGAAAUAUUUGAUUGA